CUCAGUGGCAAAAAAAAAAAAAAAAGCGAAAUAUCAGACUUCUGACAAAAAAUAAACAAAAAAAGUCAGAUUUGCAAGAUUCUGUGGCGGAAAUAAGCUUCCAUACAGAUCAGUGGUCCUUCUGUACAGAUUUUUAACAUUUGAUUUCUUCAGCCCUGAAUAUGGUGACUUUUGGGAAUUAAAGAAGAAACUGUGUGCUUGGCAGGAAUAACUUUACGCAUUAAUCCGGGAAUGCGUUCUGCAAGCAAAGUCGAGGUCACGUGACGCCUGUAUUUAUUCAGUUGAUUUAAAAUUUCAAGACGUAAAAAGUAUUGCAGUCACAUUGAUUAAAAACAGAACAAAAUAUACAUUAAAUAUAAAUUGGGAUUCAUGUAAAUAUACGUUGGGAUUGAUGGUAGGCUACGCCGCUUAACAAACGGCCUAAAUAGCGUCGCGGGGUCACGUGAUGCCAAAGCAGCUUUUCCGCGCCAAAUUGGUCGCAUUCAUUUAGCUGCUUACCUCAGCCGCGAAAAACACAUUUAAUGAUACUCCGGUGCGUCCGAAAUCAGUGGCUGUUUAGAAAGAAUUUGACGCUACAGAACGAUCUUCAAAUAGUGCAUCUUCAAAUCUUAUUGGCUGUUGGCUUGGCCAUUCUCUGUUUCUGUCUGGUGAUUGGCUGCAUCAUCUGCCACUGGCUUCAUAAGUCCCGCCCUACAGAUGAUAAGGAGGCGGGGCUUUCCUUACCUCCUCUACCUGCAGAUCAUGUGACUCUAAGCCCCUCCCCUUCCAUCAACACUCUGCCAAUCAAACAGCAGUACGAAGAGCUAGACGGAGACGUUCUGGACUAUCCCUCAUUUAACAGCAGCUCGACGCCGUCAGAAGACGAUCUUUCUUUACCAUCUUAUCCUCUUAAGCCUCGUUUCAAUCUGCGGCGGCUCAGCUCCCCCGCCGUUCCAUACAAACCCUCUAAACCUGUCCGUGGUCGUUCGUCGCUCCCAACCAUUCCUAAGCUCGGCCUGGUUAGGAAGUCGCGCCGGGUGGUUGAUCACAAAAGCGGUGAUAACGUUUCGUUUUCGGAAAGGAGCAGGCUUAACGCCGAUAGUGGCCGACAUUAUGGCUCCGGCUCUCACAAACCCACACCUUCCCUUCACUUCACCCUUCUUUUCUCACCAGCUGAGGGCAAACUCACCGUCACCGUUCUAGGUCUUUACCGGGGCUCUAGGAAACUGAGCGGGACUACGGUGAGGGCCUGUCUGCCUCCGCUCUGCCCCACGCCGCUUCAGGGUGGCCCGACACGCAGACACAGCCUCGGUCCGGAGGCUCCAGCGCAGGUGCUCCAGCUACAGGUGAGGUCAGCAGAGGAGCUUCAGCGCUGCAUGCUCAGACUGACCGUGUCCAGCAGGGAUUUCUCAGGUCUGAGAGAGACGACUAUGGGUGAACUCGAACUGGCAUGUGCUGAAAUCCACUGGGAACCCGACUGCACCGUCACCUUUAAUCGUCAACUCAACCCUGUGAGGAGGAGGCUGAGGAAGAGUCAGAGUUCCCAGGAUGCAGUGGGGGCCGUCGGGGCUUCUGUUUGUCCGGUGCGCUUUCUGGGUCAGAUCCUGAUUCUGCUUCAGUAUCAGACGCUGGCGCAUCGCAUGAAGGUGAUGGUGAGGAAAGCUGAGAACCUCCCCAAACUCACCAGGAUGCCUGGCACUCCAGAUCACCAUGUCGUCAUCAACCUGCGUCAGGACGGUAAUGUCAUCAGCACUAAGGAGACGAAGAGUGCCAGUGGAGCGAACGCGGUUUGGAACGCACCGUUUCUGUUUGACCUGCCGGCGGGUGACAUCCUCCGACUGCCGCUGCUCCUGGAGCUCCUCGUGAUGCAGGGAAGGCUGUACACGAAGAGUUGCAUUCUGGGUUGUGUUCUGAUUGGCUGCGGAGGUUCUGAAGCGGGAAACCGGCACUGGAGUGAGAUGUGCAGCAGGGCACAGGAGGAGACGGCAUGCUGGCACGAACUCCAACCAAACUCCUUAUAGGCCGGCAAAGUUUGAUUGACAUGCCCCUGAGCCAAUCGAAUCGCUCUCUGUAACACUUCUCAUUUCCUGAUGGAUUUUGGGAUGGAACUGCAGAACCUGGUUUGAGGAGACUUGAGGAAAGAUUGUGUUGUGUUGGUGUCAUUAUGACUCGUUAACUAAAACAUCAGAUGCUGCUUUGCACUAGUGAAGUGAUCGGUGUUUCUGCUGCUGCUGUUAACCAAAACACGUUUUUAGUAAUUGAAAUGAAGCUAAAAUAAAAUGUAAAAAAAUAUUGGAUGAAAACCCUUAAUUAAACUUUUUUUUUUUAAUUAAAAAUGAAAAAUGUUACUAAAACAGAAUUGAAAAUAACGUUAAUUAAAAGUUUAAAAAUAAUAAAAAUGGCAAAAGCACAUUAAAAGUCAAAUAUAACAAUAUAAAAAUAAAAAGCUAAUUCAAAAUAUGAAUAAAUAAUAUAAUUUUACAUAAAUAAUAACAUAGUGAGAUUAAUGUUCUCAAUCAUUCUAAAUGUAAAUUUGAUUCAGACCUGGACAAUCGUAUGACUUUUGUGUUUGUUUGAUUAGUUUAUAUCUAUCUAUUCCUUACACUGUAUAAGACAUCAAAUGAAGGUGAUGAUUUAAAAGAUGAGUCGGACUGACCAGAACCCAUCUGGAGCUGCAGGCAAACUGUGUAGAGAUGUGUAGAGUUGAAAUGUGAGAUUCAGAACGGAUGCAGCCAACUAUUAAUGAUCUGGUCAGGAAGAGUUAUGAAUUUCACAAUCCACUCAGUUUGCAAAUCUAGCUAUUUUUAAACCCCAAAUACUCACUGAAGUGGAAACCAGCAGACUGUAUUUUAAUGCAAUUCCAUGCAUCAGAACGUCCUUAUUAUGCGGCUUAUCUGUGUCUUUUUCCUCAGUGUUUGUUUUUCUGCAUUGGCGAAAGAAGAUUUUGAUGUGCAGAUGGAAAGUUCAGUGUUUUCACAUGCUUUCCAAUUAACACAUGCUAACACAAAAGCACAAAAUAAAUAAAAAAUAUUAUUUUAAACUUUAGUGCUGAGCUCAGAGGUGUGUCCAUGUAGUUUUUUGAAAGUACUGGAUAACUUCACAACUUUAAGCUGAGAAGUUUCUCAGUGUCUUCAUCUGAUUUGGGUGAACGUCAUUUUAAACAUUCAUUGCAAGUACUGUCCUUUUAUUUAGGUGGAAAACCUUGAUGCACCUUUAAAUUGCUGAUAAAAAUGUAAUGUUUAACUCGUUGUUUUUUAAAGCAUAUCUGUGUUGUAUCAUUAUGGGCAUUUGUUUCUUUGGUUCUGUGUAAAUGCUGCAUCAGGAAUAGUUCACUCAAAAAUUAGAAUUUGUUGAAAUGUGUUCACCCUCAGUUCAUACGAGAUCAGGAUGAGUUUGUUUCUUCAUCAGGUUUGUAGAAAUGUAGCAUUGCAUCA
Molecule: messenger RNA, 3413 nt
Organism: Cyprinus carpio (common carp)
Lineage: Eukaryota; Metazoa; Chordata; Actinopteri; Cypriniformes; Cyprinidae
Biological process (GO): regulation of calcium ion-dependent exocytosis; cellular response to calcium ion; vesicle fusion
Cellular component (GO): axon; synapse
Molecular function (GO): clathrin binding; SNARE binding; calcium ion binding
Source: RefSeq, a predicted model, not a curated record